Messenger RNA from Staurois parvus, 1088 nucleotides. The record is from the annotation of a GenBank genome assembly. NCBI's taxonomy places the organism in Eukaryota, Metazoa, Chordata, Amphibia, Anura, Ranidae.
UGCAGGCGGGGGCCAGCUCCAUGUGGGCGUCUUGCUGCGGGCUGCUGAAUGAAGUCAUGGGCACUGGUGCGGUGCGAGGGCAGCAGGCAGCAUUCGGAGGUGGAACAGGUCCCUUUAGAUUUGCACAGAGUGCAGAUUUUUCACCAUAUCCUUCCUCAUCCUCCACCAUUGUGUGUAAAGCUUGUGGCGUGGCCUUUUCUGUUUUUCGAAAGAAGCAUGUCUGCUGUGACUGCAAGAAAGAUUUCUGUUCGGUUUGCUCAAUACUUCAGGAGAACCUCAGGCGUUGUAGUACCUGCCAUCUACUACAAGAAACAGCAUUUCAAAGGCCUCAAUUAAUGAAACUGAAAGUAAAGGAUCUGCGACAGUAUCUGACUCUAAGAAACAUCCCCACCGAAAGCUGCAGGGAGAAGGAAGACUUGGUGGAACUGGUGCUUUGCCACCAUGGCUCAUGUCCGGAAGAGGAGAUGGAUGUUAAUAUGGACAACUCUGCACGGUCACAGACAUCUGCCUUCUCUUUUAUUUCUGCUUUAUCAGCGCCUUCAUCUUCCUUAUCCUCAUCUCAGGGAGAACUAUCUGAUAGAAGCGGGAGCAUGGGAAGUGCUUCUACAUCCCAGGGAACAAGUGAAAACAUAUCAGUAGCAUCAGAUACAGAAGCCCUGGAAAACCAAGCUAAUGAUCUCUCACGAAAACAGGCGAGAGCCUCGCUGUCUGACUUAUCAACGCUGGAUGAAAUAGAGGCACUUACGAUCCGACAACUGAAAGAAAUCCUGGCUCGCAACUUUGUCAACUACUCAGGCUGCUGUGAAAAGUGGGAGCUAGUGGAGAAAGUCAACCGGCUGUACAGAGAGAAUGAGGAUAACCGAAAGUCCUUGGAACAUCUAGAAUUCAAACCUAACCAAGAACGUGAUCGGCUGCAGUUGACCGGUAAUGAUGACAACCUCUGCCGAAUUUGCAUGGAUGCUGUAAUCGACUGUGUUCUCCUGGAGUGUGGCCAUAUGGUAACAUGUACCAAAUGUGGCAAGAGGAUGAGCGAGUGUCCAAUCUGCCGCCAGUAUGUGGUGCGGGCUGUUCACGUCUUCAAAUCUUAA